This is a messenger RNA of Sinocyclocheilus rhinocerous, 2227 nucleotides long. RefSeq names its product notum, palmitoleoyl-protein carboxylesterase b (gene notum1b). The transcript is spliced from 11 exons. Lineage: Eukaryota; Metazoa; Chordata; Actinopteri; Cypriniformes; Cyprinidae. Bases 65 to 1525 code for a protein of 486 amino acids. Gene Ontology annotation, molecular function: palmitoleyl hydrolase activity. The record is from RefSeq and is a predicted model, not a curated record. Gene Ontology annotation, biological process: negative regulation of canonical Wnt signaling pathway; protein depalmitoleylation.
GUGAUCUGAACGCAGGAGGAGGACACGCAGUUCGCUUCAGGAUGAGAGGAUCCAGAGAGUUUUUAUGAACCUCCUGUGGAUUUACAGAAGCAUGGAGAUGAUCCGAGUUCUGCUGGUUCUGCUGGUUCUGGGGUCGGCGGAGGGCAGGAGGGUUCGGGGUCAGCGGACUCAGACACCCGAGAGCUUUCCUCUGGACUUCACAGCUGUGGAGGGAAACAUGGAGAGCUUCAUGACUCAAGUGAAGAACUUGGCUCAGUCCCUGUAUCCCUGCUCGACUCAGAAACUGGACCAGGAGAUGAAGCUUCAGUUCCUGAGGAACUCAUCGGUCACCUGUAAUGACGGUUCACCUGCUGGCUACUACAUAAAGGAGUCACGAGGCAGCAGGCGAUGGCUGAUGUUCCUGGAGGGUGGCUGGUACUGCUUCAGUAAACACACCUGCGACAGCAGAUACGAGACCAUGAGGCGACUCAUGAGCUCCAGCAAAUGGCCUCCCACCAGGACAGGAACAGGGAUCCUGUCGUCUCAGCCUGAGGAGAAUCCACACUGGUGGAACGCAAACACAGUGUUUGUGCCGUACUGCUCCAGUGAUGUUUGGAGCGGCUCCACAGCGAAGACAGACCAGAAUGACUAUGCAUUCAUGGGUUCUCCGAUCAUUGAGGAGGUCGUUAAGGAGCUGGUGACUAAAGGUCUGGACGGUGCUAAAGUGCUGCUGCUAGCCGGGAGCAGCGCCGGCGGUACCGGAGUGCUGCUGAAUGUGGACCGUGUGUCGGAGCUGCUGGAGGAUCUGGGUCUCGGUUCGGUUCAGGUUCGGGGUCUGGUGGACUCGGGCUGGUUUCUGGAUCAUAAACAGUACCGCUUCACCGACUGCAUCGACACGAUCAGCUGUGCUCCGACCGAGGCCAUCAAGAGAGGAGUGCGAUAUUGGAACAGCGUGGUUCCGGAGCGCUGCAGUCGUGUGUAUAACGGCGAGGACUGGAACUGCUUCUUUGGCUAUAAGGUUCAGCCCACACUGAAGAGGCCGGUGUUUGUGGUUCAGUGGUUGUUCGAUGAGGCUCAGCUGAUGGUUGAUAAUGUCCAUCUGACGGGUCAGCCGGUGCAGGAGGGUCAGUGGAGAUACAUCCAGAACCUGGGCAGCGAACUCAGAAACACCCUCAAAAACGUCCCGGCCAUGUUCGCUCCCGCCUGUUUGUCUCAUGAGAUCAUCACAAGAAGUUAUUGGAUGGACAUCCACGUCAAAGGUACCUCACUUCCUCGAGCGCUGCAGUGCUGGGACCGCAGCCUCCGUCACCACGGCAACAGCAGCAGCAUUCAGGCUCCGCCCCGGGGCUGCCCCCUUCACUUGAUUGACAGCUGCCCGUGGCCCCACUGCAACCCCACCUGCCCCACCAUCCGAGAGCAGCUGACGGGGCAAGAGAUGACCGUCAUCCAGUUCCUCACGCACCUGGGCUUCGACGUGCAGCGCGUGGCACAGCAGCAGGGCAUGGAGCCCCACAAACUACUGGGCAUGCUCAGUAACGGCACCUGACUGCGUUUGCUCCGGCUCCGUCCCAAAUGGAGCAGCUGAUGUGGAUAGAAUGACUGAUGAUCAGUGAGGGUGGCCAUUUCUAUAGCACCAAAAAUGAGGAUUCAGUGAAGCUAAAAAUAAUCCCAAAUCUAUAAGUACCGACAGAAUUUUUCCAUUGAGGGACAAUAUUACUUUUAUAAGGGCAAGGUUUAUAACCUUUUUUAUAAAAUUAGGCAUUUAGUAUAUGUUUUAUUCGUACUAUUUUUAGAAUAUGGCAGAAAUAGUAAGAGUUUCAUGAUAGUAGUACCUGGUUCCGAAUACAGCAACUUGAGCCAUUGAAUCAUUGACAACAGUUUUGUUGGAAAAAGCUGAUUUGUUUGGGAAUGGAGCAACUGCCUGGCUUUAUGAAUGAGUCAUUGAAUUAUUGACUUAACUGAUUCAUUUAAAACGGCUGGUUCAUUCAGCAACAAAGCAACUGACUGUCUUUAUAAAUGAGUCAUUGAAUCGUUGAUUCAACCGAUUCAUUCAAAACGGCUGGUUCAUUCGGCAAUGAAGCAAGUGACUUGCUGAAUUCAGAAACGCAUACUAGUAUACUACUCUUACUAAUUUUAGGAUAUCUUUGCAUGGCAGAAAUAGUGAGAGUUGUAUGUUAGUAGUACAUGGUUCUGAAUACAGCAACUGUCCUUAUGAAUGGAUCAUUGAAUCAAUAACACAACAAUUCAU